Messenger RNA from Bicyclus anynana (squinting bush brown), 11147 nucleotides. RefSeq lists its product as uncharacterized. The record is from RefSeq and is a predicted model, not a curated record. The transcript is spliced from 9 exons. NCBI's taxonomy places the organism in Eukaryota, Metazoa, Arthropoda, Insecta, Lepidoptera, Nymphalidae. Bases 321 to 2864 code for a protein of 847 amino acids.
AAAGUGGCGGAUUGAGAAUGUCAUUUCGCAUUCCGUUGUUUUUUUUAUCACAGCAGAGCAAGGUAGUAGGUACAUUUACAUUAUGUAGACUCGUGCGCAUAACGUCAUAGCCUUCGAUUGAACUAUUGCAAAUAAAAACAAGUUAUCCAACAAAAAACUCUACUGUAAAGUGAUUGUGAUACGCUGUGAUUUACAGGAGUGCAGUGAAAGUUCGUCUGUGCGCAAAACUUUUUGAAUUUGGAACUGGGUUUUCAAUUUUGUUUGUGCCAAGAAAAUACUUAAGAUGCAGGAGGGACUAGAAGCUCUUUAAACUGCUCACUAUGUGCCAUUCCAAGUUCCCCGUACAAAACAACACACCAAUGGCUGAAAGUAAAAACACUACAACGAUGACGGAAUGCGAAAACAAUACAACAAUGGCGGAAAACAAAAACUCCCUCAGAAAAAAACUAUGGGAACCGUUAGUCGCACUAUUCCGAAAGAACAAGAAAGACAAGAAGAAACAAACAAAAAACAGAAAGCAAGAAUCAGAGGAAAUUCAAACAAAUAUUAAUGAGAUUACACAAAAUGAGAUGCGCGUGGAAGCGCCAUUCGAGAAUCUCCUCAAAAAGUUGGAGAAACUCGAAAUCGAGAAGAAAGCACGGCUGAAUAACGAAGCAUCGGGUCUCAACGACCAAGACGACGACUCUAUUUGCGAUUUUCAAAAUGAGGUUGAAAGAGAGAAAGGAGUGUUAGAAGAGUUUAUAGAAACAGACAAAAAGUCACGAAUAGAUUCAACGCCGAGUCUUAACGAUUGUGACGCAGAACUUCUGGAGAAUUUCAACCAACUUGUAAUCGAGAAGAAGGAAGAUGAAGAAGACGAUGAAGAAUUGAAGAAGUUUUCAACUAAAAUUGUGUGCGAAGACAGGGCUUCGCGGAUCGAUUCUCAGUCAUCCGAAGAUAGUGGAUUCGCUGAUAACUCAGCCCAAGAUUCUGAUGGAAAUGAAGAUGGGGAUAAAGAAGAGGAAGAUGAUAAAGAAGAUAUUGGUGGUAAGACUAAAAAGAAGAAAGUGCAGAAGGCUUACCUCAGAAGGGGUCCUGACAGGAACGACAAAUUAAAAUCCAAGCAAGCUACCGCUUCCAUUCGUCCAUAUGAGAUACGGAACCCUCAGAUGCACUCUGGCGGGCAAGUGAUCGUGAAAACAGACUUCGUCACAGUGCCCACACCGCCGAAAAUACACGAUCAACUCCCACCGUCAAUCAACAUAUCAACUUGUGAAGAAAUUGACCUGUCUUUCUUAUCUCAAGAAGAUAUAAACAAAUGCCUAAGUGUUUUGCCAUUUGAAGUUGAUGAAGGGUUAAACCAACCCAGCCAAACAUAUCAACCCUCCCAAACAUAUCAAUUCACCCAAACACAUCAACUCUCCCAAACGCCUCAAUUCGCCCAAACAAAUCAACUUACACAAACAUAUCAACUCGCCCAAACGCAUCAACUCGCCCAAACAAAUCAACUUACACAAGCACAUCAACCCAGUGAACCCGAAAAUCUCCUAGAUCUGGACAUGAAUGAAGAAUUUGAUGACGUAAGCGAAAAUGUUGGCUUGGAGUUGGAGCGUUACAUACUACCAACACCACCCAGCUCUGUCAACAGCUUUUUGUAUUCCCCCCAAAAUUCAAGCAUGGAAUCCCCCCACAAAACCAUAGACACCUCACCAGGGAGCCCCAAUUUGUCGUUGGACGACGAUCUCGAAAAGUUUAUGGAAAUAAUCCCUAGAUCUUUACCAAUUCACGCACGCAAUGCAUCACCAAUUUUCCCCCAAUUUGGGGAAAUCACACCACCUGAUAAUUCAAUAAAAACUUCACCACCCUAUCAGUAUGGGGAAAUCACCUCACCCGAGAACUCAGUGAUGUCUUCACCAUCGUACCAACAAUUUGGGGAGAUUACCCCACCCGGAACAGUGUACAAAAAUCUGAAAAAUUACAAAGACCGCCAAAAGGAGUUGGCGAAGCAAUUCGCCAAAAUGGAGUGUUGCCAGUUAAUUUUGAAACCCUGUAAGGAGAUCUUUCAAGAGAAACUACAUAAGCUGUCGAAGGAGAAGAGAAAAUGGCUGUGCUUGAGUGUUGCCAGCUUGGAGCUGAAAUCUGCCUACAGCGUCCUUAUUCAUACACUACGGGACCUGUCCAAAAGUGACAAGGAGGAAGAGCUCAAGGAGGCGCUCUUCUGUCUGGUGUGCACCAAGGUGCUGUCAGAACAGAAGACACUCUUCGUCGAGGAGUUUGGUCUGAGCCUGCUGCGGUUCGCGGUGCUACAGUGCUACCAGCGGCCGGUGAUCACUCGCUAUCUGGUGGAAUGCGUGCGUGUGGUCACCAGGAGCGACGAGUACAAACGUACGGGCGACAUUGUCUUCACUGAGGUGGACUCCCUGGGCGACAACCUGCUGAUAGCGUGCGUGCGCGCCGGGGACAGGUGCGCCAACGUGCUCCGAGAGUUAGUGCGCGCGGAGGAGCACGACGUGCCUCUGUUUGAUGUGCACCAUGUGAACACUGACGGUUGCACAGCUCUCCACGAGUGCUGCGCUAAGCACAGCGCGAGUGCACCGCGCGUGCACUCCCUGCAUGUGCUGCUACAGCACGCCGCUGCCGAUCGCUGGAAACAGGACCGCAAGGGGGGAGAGACUCCCCUCCACCUGGCGGUGAACUCCGCCAACUGCGAGCUGGACAUGAUCCUCAUCUACUUCCACAACAUCGACCGGAGCAAGUGGUUCCACCUGGCGCACGUCGAGAACCGCAGUCAAAAGAAUCCACUGGAGUACGCGAAAUUCGCCAAAAAGUCGAGACCGAACUACCCGCGGGAGAUUUUGGACUUCCUGGAGAGAUGCCGGAAAUAACGAGAUUAUAAUUAUAAGAAUUAUUGUUAACAAUAAAAAUAAGUUUAAAAAUAUGUGCAUGAUAAACUUUUGUUCACAUCCCUAAUUGUCUAUGGUUUCUCAAACUUUCGGCUCCACAAACCCCUGUAAAAGGAGAUCAUUCAUUUUGGGCCCUUUUUGAAAGUGCCGGCCAACGAAAAAAAAUGGCACGAAUCGUUAGAACUAAUCAUUUGAAGUAAUAGCUAAUAUGGCAUAAAAGUUGUCAGGUGGCUCUGAACCAAAUUAUACAGGUUCGAUGAUUCGUUAUUUCCAUACAUUUUGUCAAAGAAAAAAAACUAGAAAUACAAUCUUUGUGCCAUACUAACUAUUACUCCAAAUGGGCAGUUCUAACGAUACGUAUCAGUUUUUUUCUUGGCGGGCACUUUUGAAAAUCGACAAAAUGUAUGAAAAUAACGAAUCGUCGAACCUGUAUAACUUGGUUCAGAGCCCUCCUACAACUUUCAUGCCAUAUUAGCUAUUGCUCCGACUAACUAACGACGACAAAAAAUGGCACGACUAACGAGUCGUGCCAUUUUUUUUUGUUGGCCGGCACUUUCAAAAAAGAGCCCAGAAAUGUAUGACGCGUGAAUGAUCUCCUUUCCAAAUGACAGCGAACCCCUUACUAACUGAUGAAAAAAAAAAUUUGACUGUUGAAGAAAAUAAGGUUUUUAUUUGAAUAAAAGGUAGCACAUAAAGUAACAAAAGCAAUGUCUUUGUAAUAUUAAUGUUAUUGGGUGUGCUUGUUAUUGUCGCAAUGGAUUCAAUGUUAGGAGUAAUUUUGGACAAUUUUAACCUUAAUUCUGACUUGGUAUCAGUUACUUAAAUCUUGUCGAACCCCCUGCCGUCGAAUGGCGAACCCUGGGGUUCGCGUACCCCUUUUUGAGAAACCUUGGUCUAUGGUAUUUAAAUGUCUUCUGCUUGUGCCAUCUAUCGGAGGUUAGCAAUCAUAACGCCAAAUUAAACUGUAUUCACUGCUGCUUGAAACAGGUUAACAUAAAAACAAGAAUAUUUAAUAAAAGAAAAUUGUCCUGUAUAUAAUAUAUAGUUACGAAUAGAAACCGUUUUGUUAAUAAAAAAAAAUUGAUGUGUUUAUUUAUCGUUUAAAAACAUCACAGACGACAAAAUAAUUAAGAUAAACAUGUUCAGAACACAGGCACUGAUUGUCUAUGCCAUUCAACUGACAGCUGUCAAACUUGACAUUUACUGUAUGAAAAGGAAAAUUGCCAGUUUCUACAUACAAACAUUGUGUAUUUACAGACCCGACCUGGUAUCAAAUGCAAUUUUCUGUAUGUAAAGAAAUAUGUCAAUUUGUUUAUUUUUGAGGGAGGACAAAGAAUUUAGUAAAACAUACGUCGUCAUAGGGCACAAUAAAAAAUGCACAAAAAAAAACUUUUUCUAAACAGAGAGUUUAGAUAAGCUAAGUAAAACUAACUUUUUAUGGUUUAGCUUUAAUAUUACAAUUUACAAAACGAUAGAAAUUACGUUAAUUUUGUUAACACUAAACUUUAAUUGUUAUUUUUAAAUAAAAUACUAAGGUAGGUAUAUAUGUUUUUACAAGAGUUACGGAAUACAAGAGCCCAUAGACAGAAAUGAUCUCAAAGAGAACAUGCAGGGUUACCAAAUACAAAAAUAAAAACAGAUUUUUGAUCUUUAUUUUUUUUUCUAUAGGCCAUGAUAGACCGAAAAUAUUAAAAUAUAGGUAAUAACAUUUUUUAAAAAUCUAUAAAAUAAAUUAUAGUAAUAGUUCCUUUAAAAUUAACACUAUUUUAAACCAUUUUUCCGUAAGGAAAGGUAGGAUUCCGUAAUGCCUCAUUGGAAUACUUACAUUUUUUUUUAAGACUAGUAAGUGCAAAGAUGUUAUUUUUUAUGAUAAUAAAUUAUUUUUAUAGAAGAUUGUAGCGCCAUAUUGUAUAGUUUUGAAGGCUCAUGGUAUGAAAAUGCAUGCAAUUAAAUGAAGUAUGAGACAUUUAAAAAAAUGUUUAUGAGACUUCUAAAACGUAAUUAAAAAAAACAUGCAUACAGCCGAACGUAGAACCUCCUUUUUGGAAGUCUGUUAAAAAUAUAUAUUAUGCAACAAAAAGGCCAUUUGUUUAACCUUAAAGGUUAUAAAGGAGAUGGUCCAUUUCAGGUACACUCAUAUCAUUAAAAUUUAAAAUUUAUAUUAUUAAAAUCUAAAUAAGUGUAAAUAAGAAAUAAAUAAAAUUCAAACCUAAGUUUUUGAGUUAUCAAGAUGGCGCCCAUAGAGCAACUAUGAUAUGACAAAUGACAGCAAACGUCAAAUAUACCACUGUCAUCAAUCCGCCAUUAUUACCCAAAUUAGUAUUGCAUUUUUUGGGAGAGAAUAAAUAUUAUUUCGAAAGAAUUAAAGUAAAUUCGUAGAUUUGUAUAAUUAAAAAUAGUUAACAAAAAUAUUUUCUUUUAUUUCCGCCAGGGUACAAAGACUGGGCUCCAUACAAUUUUGAACCAUCUCCUUUUCUUUUUUUUUCCUUAUUCAUUUAAGAUUAGAUCCUUAUUCAUUAUAUUUUCCUUAAAAUAUUCGUAUCCACUUAACAUAAAAAGAUCAAACCAAAAAGAAAAACCAUGGAGCACUAGUCUUUUUAUAUUCUGUAUUAAAACUCUGCAGUUACUAGAUAUUAUCGGUUAUCUGUGUCCGUCUGCCUCUCGCUCACACGCUAUACGCAGGUGUAGUGUGUAAGCGAGACAAGGUACUGUCGUUGCAGGCUCUGUUAUUGAUUCGAUUAAUCGUAGUGUACCAUUGACCACUUAUAAUAAAAGGACGCACAAUCAUGUAGAAAAUUUCACUUAAAACUGGCCAAUUUUGCUUUGACAGUUUUAGAAUUAUUGGUAAAGAAAAUUAUACCUAAAGGCCUUUAAAUAUAGUCCAAUAUUCAAUAAAAUCCCAAAGUCAGAGCAAAUUCAAUCUUAAAGAUUAAGUUGAAGGUUGAAUUUGCAAAUGGGACUACUUGAAUUAAUAAUAAUAAUAAAGCCUUUUAUUUUCUCUUCUUCACAAUAUUUUACAAUUCAUUUAACUUAAAGUAGGUAUUCAUUGUUAUUAUUAAUCAGUCACAAUUUUUAAAACAACACAUUACAUAAUUAUUUCGUUAGAUAAUCAUAAUCCAUGCAUUGUCAUAAUCAUAAAGAAUAUUUAAUUAAUUAAUUACAAUUUUAAAACAAUAAAUCUAAAAUUAUACAUGUUUCCUAUUCUUAUUCCAUGCAUAUACCUAGUCAUUUAACAUAAUUAUAAUCUGAUCUAAUCAUUUAUUCUAAUGCAUACAUUUUUAAUGAUGUUCGUAGAUCAACAGAAAAAAUUGUAGAGCAUGAAGAGUAUGUUUUAUAUUAUAAAAACGUGAUACCAGGGAUAUACGGCGUGGGUUUCUUAGUUAAAAACUAUCUGAAAAAUAAUAUAAUAGAAUUUAUAGGAGUGUCAGAUAGAAUAGCUAUCUUGAACAUCAUACUUCCUGGUCACAAACAUCCAACUUCAGUCGUUCAGAUAUAUGCUCCUACCGAGGAAGCCAAAAAAGAAAUAAAAAAUGAGUUUUACGAAAAUCUAAAUAAACAGAUGGAGACUUUAUAUAACACUGUAAUUGUGAUGGGAGAUUUCAACAGUAAAAUUGGCCAGAGAGGAAAAAACGAAGAUAAAAUACUUGGACCCUACAACGGGCAAAAGGAAUGACAAUGGACACAGAUUGAUAAACUACGCGUUGGAAAAUAAUUUACAUAUUAUGAAUAGUUUUUAUAAAAGAAAAUUCGAACGAAAAUGGACGUGGAUAUCUCCUAACGGCCUUGUAAAAAAUGAAAUAGAUUUCAUAAUUACAAAUAAACCAAACCUUUUCUUAAAUGUGGAAGUUCUUAACAAGUUCAACUUCAAUACUGAUCACAGAUUACUUCGAAGUGACUUGCAUAUAUCUGAGCCAAAGAGAUCAAGAAAAAGCAUACAAAAUUCAAAACAACACAUUACGCUACCCAUGCCGAGUGACGUCUUAGAGUCUCUGAAAACUAAAUUAAUUUUAAUAAAAGAACUAAGAAUAGUACAAGAAAAGUACGAUACUCUAGAAGAACAAAUUAAAUUAACCAAGAAAAAACUAGAAAGAGACAAAACACUCAAAGAUAAAUUAGGACCAGUAGCAAGAGACUUAAUUAAAAAAAGAGCACAUUUAUUUGACAACAGAAAAAUCAAUAAACAAGAGAUAACUGAACUAAGUAAAAAAAUUAAUUUAGAAAUAAGGAAAUACAGACAUAAAUUAAGAACGGAAACAAUUCAAUGGCACAUUGCAAAAUCAGGUGGAAUUAAAAAUGCAUGGAAAGAACUUCAAGAAAACAGAGAUUGGAUUAGUAAAGUAACACACCAGAAAACUAAAAAACAGAUAUCUAAAACACGAAAUACUAGAAAUAGCGACUGAUUAUUACCGACAACUUUACAGUGACGAGCCCACAACGUCAACUUUAAGCAACGAGGAAGUAGCUGAAGAACCAAUUCCAACCAUACUAAGAGGCGAAGUUAUCAAAGCCAUAAAAACACAAAAGAGAGGUAAAGCACCAGGCGAAGAUAAUAUUUGCAACGAAGUUCUAAUUGGGGCAUCAGAAACCAUUUUGCAUACGCUUACGGAUCUAUUCAAUGAGAUUUUAAAAACUGAAUAUAUACCCCAUCAAUGGACUACGUCGACUAUAAUUUUACUUCAUAAAAAAGGAAAAACGGACGAUAUUUCGAAUUACAGACCUAUUUCGUUAAUGUCUAAUGUGUAUAAAAUAUUCUCCAAAAUAAUAUUAGAGCGAUUAACAAAGACCUUAGACGAAAAUCAACCAAAAGAGCAGGCUGGGUUUAGAAGUGGCUUCUCAACUAUCGACCACAUUCAUACCAUAAAACAAAUCAUUCAGAAAUGCAAUGAAUAUGGAAUAAAAUAUUACCUAGCCUUUAUAGACUACAAUAAAGCAUUUGACUCAAUCAAACAUGAGAAACUUUGGGAAGCCCUUAAUUCACAAGGCAUACAUAGCAAAUACAUUCGCAUAAUAAAAAACAUAUACGGAAAUAUGAAAGCCAAAAUACGCACAGAAAAAGUUGGAGAAUAUUUUCCCAUUAGACGUGGAGUUAGACAGGGAGAUCCUUUAUCACCUAAACUCUUUUCGGCAAUUCUAGAACAUAUUUUUCGGCAACUCGAAUGGAAUAAAUUUGGCAUUAAUGUGAAUGGAGUACUAUUAAACCACCUUAGAUUCGCCGAUGACCUAAUAUUAUUAUGCGAAGAUCCUAGGACCCUACAGGACAUGAUUGAACAACUAUUACAUGAAAGCGAAAAGGUCGGAUUGUCAAUGAAUACAGCAAAAACCAAGCUUAUGACAAAUUGCAUUAAGAUUCCUGUUAUUCCUAACAAUAUCACUGAAUUGGAAUAUGUAAACGAGUAUACAUAUCUAGGUCAAAUCAUAUCUCCCACAGACCUUACAACUAAAGAAAUCAAAAAUAGAAUAAGCAUAGGAUGUAAGAGAUACUGGACCUUAAAAGAUGUUAUGAAAAACUCGGAUAUGAAAAUUAAAGAUAAAAAGAAAAUAUUUAAUACCUGUGUUCUACCAAGCAUGACCUACGGAUGUCAGACAUGGAGUUGCACUAAUGAAAACAUUAAAUCAUUAGAAGUUUGUCAACACAGAAUGGAAAGAAGUAUGCUUAACAUAAAAUUAAAAGACAAAGUUCGACUAACAAAAAUUAGAAAACAAACCAAGAUUAUAGAUAUUAAAUACCAAAUUAAAAAACUAAAAUGGAAAUGGACUGGACAUCUAAUAAGAAGCAAGACUGAAAAAUGGGCCAAAGAAGUAACAGAAUGGUGUCCUAGAUACAAAAAAAGAAGUAAAGGAAGACCGCAUCGUCGUUGGGAAGACGACAUCAAAAAGGUAGCAGGAAUAACUUGGACGCGGAAAGCACGGGAUAGAUCUUUGUGGAGAAUACUUGGGGAGGCCUAUGCUGAAAAGCAAGACAAUCCAAUAACCGGUGUCUAAAAGAAAAAAAAAAUAGCAUUAAUUUACAUAAACCUGUUUGUAUUGUAAUUCAUGUGUAGAUUAAGAUGAAAUGUAAAUUAUAAGAUUGUUAAUAAAGGCUUUAUUAUUAUUAUUAUUAUUAUUAUACAUUUUUUAUCUAAAAUAUACAAUUUAUUCAAUACAUUUAGUCAUUUAACAUACUUAAUCAUAAUCACUCACUCACACAAUCACUACUUGAAUUAAGGGACGUAUUUUGGUCGCUGAUUGUGCAUUUACUUUUUAAUAGAAGAUCGAUGUAGUGUACCUACUUUUGUUUUAAAUAAGUAAUAAGAUCUCAUUGAAUUUUAUGAAUUAAGGUAGCCUUCUAUUCUUGGCGACCGCGACCUGCGACCGCGCGACCCACUGUUUAGUAUGAAUUUAUAUGAAGCACUAAACAAAAACCGAGACGGCGUCGCGCGACCACUUUUGUUUAGUGCUCCAUAUAAAUUCAUACUAAAGGUAGCUUUCCCUUCUUGGCGAUCGCGACCUGCGACCGUGCGACCCACUGCUUAGUGCGAAUUUGUAUGAAGCACUAAACAAAAACCGCGACCGCGUCGCGGGACCACAUUUAAUUAGUGCUUCAUAUAAAUUCAUUUUGACGGCCUCCGUGGCGCAGUGGUAUGCGCGGUGGAUUUACAAGACGGAGGUCCUGGGUUCGAUCCCCGGCUGGGCCGAUUGAGAUUUUCUUAAUUGGUCCAGGUCUGGCUGGUGGGAGGCUUUGGCCGUGGCUAGUUACGUAAAGACGUACCGCCAUACGAUUUAGCGUUCCGUUACGAUGUCGUGUAGAAACCGAAAGGGGUGUGGAUUUUUAUCCUCCUAAUAACAAGUUAGCCCGCUUCCAUCUUAGAUUGCAUCAUCACUUACCAUCAGGUGAGAUUGUAGUCAAGGGCUAACUUGUAAAGAAUAAAAAAAAAAUUAUUAGCUGACCUGACCCAUACCUUGAAUUGAACACACGAUCAAAGAAUACUAAGGCCAUGACUUGACUCCUCAACCUUCUUUGGCUCUUUGAACCUCAUGCCGUGCUCUACAUCUUCAACUCUACUAAGAAUCUUCUUCAUAAUAAGAAAUUUAUCUUCUCUUACUACUCUAAGAUCUUCUGAUUUCUGAUUUGAUCACGCGAAGAUCCAAUAGGGAUGAUGACAGUUUUUUAAAUUGUAUAUAAAUUAAGAGUAUGAUAACAGUAAAGCAAUUUUGUAAAAGUAACAGGGUAUCUGCGAUCAUUACUUUCGGAGCUACAGGGAUUUAAAGGGUCAGAUUAGCGGCGCUGCCGCGGAUCCCAGAAAAACGCUCCAUACAAAAUGGCACGAACUAAUGACGUCGUAUAUAAUGUAAUGAUCGUUAGAUUUGUAUGUGCGUUCAAACAAAAUUACUAAUAUCUUUGUUAUUUGUGCAUUUAUGUUUAUAGUUCAUUUAUUAAAAAAUGUCACAUUUAAUGUAAGGAAGCUAAAACUGUAUGAAUUUUCAUCUGAUUACGAUAAAAGAUUUUUAAUAGAUUUUGAAAUUUUAUAAUCUCAUUUAUUUUGCAAAUAUCCAGUCAAUCUUUGCUUUUUAUAUACAAAUUAGUUAACAUUGACCCUAUUUACUCGAAUGUAUCAUAAAAAUCAAUAUAUUCAAACCUAGUCAUCAUCCCCAUUAUCCCUCCCUCCCUCAUCCAUCAUAUGAUGCUUAUAGCAAGUAAUUAAGUCUUGGAUCUAUAAAUACUACUUAUGUCAUCACUGGCUACACGCAGUAAUAAACACUAAAAAGGAUACUGUUAUGUAUAAAUAGUUUGACAAUUUAAAUAUAGAUAGAUUUUUUUAGAUAUAAUAAUGUAAUAAAGAAUACGAACUUCUUAGAUGAUUACUCAACCCGCUGUCUUAAUAUUUUGUUAUUGUGUAGGUUUUAAAAAGCAUAAUUAAAAUUAUAUAUAUAGAUUAAAAUCUAUACUAAUAUUAUAAAGCUGAAGAGUUUGUUUGUUUGUUUGUUUGAACGCGCUGAUCUCAGGAACUACUGGUCCGAUUUGAAAAAUUCUUUCAGUGUGAGAUAGCCCAUUUAUCGAGGAAGGCUAUAGGCUAUAUAAUAUCCCCGUAUAUUCCUAUAGGAACGGAAACCACGCGGGUAAAACCAUGCGGCGUCAGCUAAUUUUUAUAUAAAUUGAACGUUGAAACUUGAAUCACAUUGUUACUAAUGUAUAUAUGAAUGUUGUUUUGUAUAUAUCGCUAUAUAUUUUUAUAUAAGCACAUAGAAAUUAAGAUAAAAUAUACAUUAUAUAUAUAUUUUUUCAAA